This is a messenger RNA of Ascochyta rabiei, 1230 nucleotides long. Its product is annotated as NADPH dehydrogenase. The coding region runs from base 1 to 1230 and encodes 409 amino acids. NCBI's taxonomy places the organism in Eukaryota, Fungi, Ascomycota, Dothideomycetes, Pleosporales, Didymellaceae. Gene Ontology annotation, molecular function: FMN binding; oxidoreductase activity. The record is from RefSeq and is a predicted model, not a curated record. The transcript is spliced from 4 exons.
AUGGCCGUCUCUGUUGGACCGUCUUCCAAGCUUUUUGAGCCGUUGACCAUUGGAAAUGGCAAGAUCAAGCUUGAACAUCGUGUGGUUCUCGCACCAUUGACCAGGAAUCGAGGUACACCACUGGAACCGGAAAGCACUCCUGAGAAACCGAAUCGCAUAUGGCUACCAAACGACCUUAUGGUUGAGUACUACACUCAACGUACGAGCAAAGGCGGCCUCGUAAUUACAGAAGGGGUGCCGCCGUCUCUGGAGGGUAACGGAAUGCCAGGUGUGCCUGGCUUGUUCAUCGAAGAGCAAAAGGCUGGCUGGAAAAAGAUCGCCCAAGCAAUCCACGCACAAGGCGGCUAUGCUUAUCUUCAAUUGUGGCACUCGGGAAGAGCCAAUAUCCCCCAGAUGACCGGUACACCGAUCGUCAGCCCCUCUGGUCUGCCCUGGGAUAGUCCGGAGGAGUGCUUCGCAUACCCGCCUCCACACACAUCAAAGCAAGCUCGCUAUGUCGAUUAUCCCCCUAUCGAACUCACCACUGAGCAUAUUAAAAAGACGAUCCAGGACUACGUUCGCACAGCCAAGUGGGCUAUAGAAUGCGGGUUUGACGGUGUCGAAGUCCACGGUGGUAAUGGGUAUCUGCCAGAGCAAUUUCUCGCCUCCAACGUCAAUAAGCGAACUGAUGCGUACGGUGGUAGCCCAGAGAAGCGUUGUACUUUUACUCUCGAGCUGAUGGAGGAGCUGAGUAAGGCUAUUGGAGAUGAGAAUCUGGCUAUUAGACUGUCGCCGUUUGGUCUAUUCAACCAGAUUCGCUGCGAGCAGCGUAUGGAGACAUGGACAACCCUGUGUCGCAAACUGAAGGAAGCGCACCCAAACUUGUCUUACGUGAGCUUCAUUGAGCCUCGCUAUGAACAGAUUCACAACGAGAACGAAAAGCAGAAGUUUCUGGACUCCUGGGGCCUCGGCUCAAUCGACCUCACACCUUUCCGCAACAUCUUCGGCGCUACUCCGUUCUUUUCCGCUGGUGGUUUCGACGACACAAACUCGUGGGGCGUGUUGGAGUCGGGAAAGUACGACGCGCUGCUGUACGGCAGAUAUUUCAUCAGCAAUCCCGAUCUGCCCAGAAGGUUGAAAGAGGGGUUGCCGCUUGCGCCCUAUGAUAGGAGUAGGUUCUAUGGGCCCUUUGAGAACAACUCGGUUUGCUAUACAGAUUACCCCGAGUGGGAGCAGGCGAGCACACCGUAA